Messenger RNA from Striga hermonthica, 948 nucleotides. NCBI's taxonomy places the organism in Eukaryota, Viridiplantae, Streptophyta, Magnoliopsida, Lamiales, Orobanchaceae. The record is from the annotation of a GenBank genome assembly.
AUGGGUACGUUGCAGAAUCCGAGCCCAAACCCGUAUCCGAAUCGCAAUAUACUACCGCAUUCGAACCCUACACCCAGCCCGAGCCCGAACCCAAAUCCAGCUCCCGGAUCAAAAUCCCCUUCAUUUGAGGAGGUCUCCAAGUUGUUCUCCCGUCCACUCUCCGACGCCGCCGACUCUCUUGGUACCUGUCCUAGUGUUUUGAAAAAGGUCUGCUAUGACAACGGUCUUGUACGGUGGCCGUAUCGAAAGUUUCUCUCUGGAAAGAGCAUUGAAGAAAUUAAGAAGGAAGCUGCACUAGAAAAAGAGAAGCAACUUGCUGGCUUGAAAGUUGUUGGGCAAAGGAAUGUUUCUGUGGCAGUAUCACCUUCCAUAGGCCCUCAAGUUCGGAGCUCAACUACUGGCUCUUUACAGGGAAGUCCAACUUUACGAUCACUCACACCACCGCCAACCAUCAAUAACCGUUCUGGAAGUUCCCAUAUGAAUAGCCCUGCAGUGAACAAUGCAAACCCUCCCCUCUUGGAUGAAUUCAAAUACGGGUUCCCAUCAGAUGGCUUAUCAAGCAUCUCAUACAAAUGGUGGGGAAACAAGAGUGCUGAUGAAAAUGCUGUUGAUAGCGAAAAAGGCAGCAGUAAAGAUGCUACUGAUAAAAGUGCGCAACAACCUAAUAAGGACUUGGAGAAUAAUACUAAUUCUGCUGACUUGGCAUCAACUGAUGGGGAUGCGGCUCAAGGCAAGAAGAACGAAACUGCAGAGACGGAUCCCAAGUGGGCAAGUUCACUCACUGCCUUGAGAAGUAAAGCGGCCAAAGAGGGGCAACGAGCUUUGAAACUCGGUGUUCACAGAGGAUACAGUGUAAAAACCCUUGAUCGUGCCAAAAAGCAUGCGCUCCUUCAGAUAUUCAAAUCAUCUUUGCCCGCGGAAUGGGGUCACGUGUCUUUGGAUAGCUGA